This is a messenger RNA of Xiphias gladius (swordfish), 1576 nucleotides long. RefSeq lists its product as uncharacterized. The record is from RefSeq and is a predicted model, not a curated record. Gene Ontology annotation, biological process: cilium assembly; cilium movement involved in cell motility. The transcript is spliced from 10 exons. Bases 1 to 1554 code for a protein of 517 amino acids. NCBI's taxonomy places the organism in Eukaryota, Metazoa, Chordata, Actinopteri, Istiophoriformes, Xiphiidae. Gene Ontology annotation, cellular component: microtubule cytoskeleton; nucleus.
AUGGGAUGCGGCAGCUCCGCAAACACCGCGGUCCAACCGCUGACGCCGGAGGAGGCGAACGGAGACGAGGAUGAGACAGGAAGUAAAAUCGGUAGUCGUGGAGACUCUGCCGUGUCAAAGGGCACCACAGACAGCGGGGUGGUGAUGGAGAACAAGGAGAUCACCGUGUUACCUGGAGCAGUGCCGGGAAAACUCCCUCCUCUAACAUCUGGGUGUGUGAGAGAAAGUCAGGAAGACACACUUACACAAGACGCAGCCAGCCCAGGAAUGCUGCAGCAGGACAGCACAGUCCAGGAUCGUCAGAAGUCCAGUGAGAUCCUGGAGGAGCUCCUGAACCAGGGCAUCAUCGCAGUGGGACAAACCAGAGAGAGGAGCAAAGGGGCUGGAGAGGCCUACAGCAUCAUGGCAACGUCGUGCUCCAAAAGAGGAGCUGCUGUGUUCAGGAGCAGAUUAACUCUGCCCGCCCUGUCCAACAACAAAGGCCUGCUGACCGGCAGACCGCAGCUUCCGGGGAACACAGUGCUGAAGCUUGACGAGGCAAUCGCCUGCACCCUGGGCGAAGGUGUUUCACGGGUGAAAGACACGGCCGAGUGCCGCCUCCACGAGAAGCAGUUGUACAGUCAGCUCAUCAGUGACUGUCUGGUGCUCAAUACAAGUUUGAGCAGAGACGUCCUGGCACAGGACCACAUCCUUAUUCACCUCAAGAAAGAAGAGCAGCUUACCAAUGAGACCAGAGAGCUGCUCCAGAAGCAGAUCCGCAUCCUUCUCGACAAACUGAGCUCUCUGAAGGAGGUUCGCACUCAGCUCCUGGCAGAUUUUCAGGACAAGGGCCAAGCCAUCGAGGUCACCACCAAAUGCAUCAAACACAGGGUCAACCCCCCGAGCUCCAGGCUCCCUGCCGCUCAAUACAAGCCCGACCUCGUCAGCUAUGACAAGUGGCUGUCCCACUGCAGGGAGCUGAGGCUGAUGGCUGGUAACCUGAUUAAAGACUCGUCUACCUUCAGGGGAAACCUGCGGUUCACCCUGGCUAAUAUGAAAAUUGCCCAAGAGCGCCAGCGCCGCAGCACCACUGACUCACUGAGGAGAGAGAUCAACGAGCUGAGCAAGGUCCAGAAUAAAAUGAUGUGGGAGAGGAAGCAGAUGAAGGAUGAGAUUUCUGAUCUGACCAAGGACAUUCAGAAAUUGACUGGUCAGAUAUGGAACUGUGACUCCAAGCUGCAUCAGGCCACCCAACGCCUGGACAUCCUCAACCAGAGACCUGGACGUGAGCACUGCCUGGACCAGCCCUACAUCAGCCUCACACUGGAGAAACAUGACCUGGCAAAGAUGGUGGCUGGACUUAACCCAGUACUGAAGCGCUCCCAGCGGGACUUGAAGGUUGCACGCAGGCGUCUGAAGGUUCUGGAGGACAAACUGGUCACAAAUGCUCAUAACCUGAACGUGGAGCAGAAGUGCCAGAACCUGCACCAAAGUUUCCUGCCUGCGCUCGACACCACCGUGGUCCUGGCCAAAAAGGCCACGGGCCGCUCCAGCCCUCGAGCCUACUUACAGUAGAGCCUGGCGGAGUGCAUUAGCA